UGAUACAGUCGAUCAUUUGCAACCAAUGUUCGUUUUGUACAAGAUGCUUUAUAUGGUCACCGCAGCAAAGAAAAAAAAAAUCCAGGGAUGCCAUCUCGGACUUCAAAAAACGUUUGAAGGGUGAUGACGCGUCUGAAUGAAAAUUGUUCGCGAAAAUGGGAUGGGACGUGCGGGGCGUGGUUUAGAAAGUGCAAUUUUUCGCCUUGUUUCUUUGAUUUCCCUGCUUCUUUUUCACUCCAACUCACGAAUUUCCAGUCAACCACUUGCAAUAAUGACAGCUGCUGAGCGUGAUCCUGCACAACAACCGGCCAACGAUGCCGUGAAGCCUACUGCUUCACGAGAAGAAGAUGUGGGGCUCAUCUUUGUGCGCGAAUACUACACAUUUCUCAACAAGAAGCCUCACCGACUUCAUGCAUUCUACGGCAAGAAUUCCUCUUUUGUAAGAGGAUCCGAAGGCGAAGUUACUGAAACAUACGUUGGACAAAAGAAGAUUGAAGAGCUUAAUUUCCAAGAUUGCAAAGUACUUGUGACACAAGUGGACAGUCUCGUGUCGGAAAACAAUGGGCUCUUGAUUCAAGUGUUGGGAGAAAUGUGCAACAGAGAUGGACCGUCGCAAAAGUUUGCUCAAACCUUCUUCUUGGCCACGCAACCCAACGGUUACUUUGUUUUGACCGACAUUUUCCGCUUCCUGAAGGAUGAAGUCGACAUUGACUAUUAUGCAUGCGAAGAUGAAGACAAAGUUCAACCGGUGACCGAACCAGCCGUGGAGAAAACAACAGGUACACCCAACCAGACAAUGCCCGUCACCACAGCUGCUCCCACGGAAUCCCCAUCCACCGAUGUGACGCCAGCCAACGUCGAAUCGUCGGUUCCUGCCUCUCUCAAGCACACCACCGUCGAAUCCGUGAGUCAGCCGGCGCCGCCGCGUCCUGCUGAAUCAAAGUCCGCCGAACCCAGAAAAGGAAGCAAGGAUGAAGACAAAAAGAGAAAGGGUCCUGCAGUACAAGAUAAAAAGGAAGGCUCAGAUGCUGCCGUCCUCAAGGGGGCUCGGUCAGAAAAGAAAUCAGAAGAAACACAGCGAAAGAAUCGAAAGAAUGAGAAACGGUCGGAAAAGAAGGGGGACAAGCAAGGUGACAAGGCGGCUGAGAAAUCAGUAGAAAAGCAAGACGAGAAACAAGAAGAGGAGUCAAGCCAACCGCCUGCUCCAAAAACGUGGGCCAACUUGGCCGCGAACGAUUCUUCUAAAUGGGGAACUCAAGCUACUGAAACCAAAGCUCAAGCCGUACCGGUUCCUGCUGCCAAUUCAGAAUCACCCACCACCGUCACUACACCUUCACCUACGACUCAAACGUCCCCUAAAUCCAAUGAACAGAAACAAGGCUAUCCGAAGCACGAAGGGUACCGUCACCAUGAUAAAGAUUUCCGCAAAGAAGAUGUGACGGAUAUUUUCGUGAAAAAUGUGACCUCAACCAUUACCGAAGAAGAGCUUCAGCAAGCAUUUAGUCAGUUUGGUAGUGUGAAAUCUCUGAAUAUUAUUCAAGCAAAGAACUGUGCAUUCCUCGAUUUCACGACCCCGGAAGCGCGACAAAAAGCGAUUGCGCAACACCGAGUGACGGUGGGUGAAGCCACAGUGCUUGCAGAGGAACGUCGUUCAAGAGGUUACUCGCAUUCACGACAACAACAAAACGGAACACCUUUCGAACGUCGGUUCCCACCCAAUCGACGUGGAGGCGGUCCGCGUGGGCUCAAUAACCGACCCCGUCAUGCCAAUCAUUCACAGGGAACUAGCCCUCAAAAGUAACACAUCAUAUAGCGCAUUGCACUUUGUAUUUACAAAACUCUUUUUUUUUAUUUGAUCCAAGUGCUCAAUUUACCAAUGUACUCUUUGUACGCUUUGCUAUUUUAUUUCCAACG
Messenger RNA from Radiomyces spectabilis, 1914 nucleotides. RefSeq lists its product as uncharacterized. Gene Ontology annotation, cellular component: ribonucleoprotein complex; Ubp3-Bre5 deubiquitination complex; cytosol. Gene Ontology annotation, biological process: protein deubiquitination; ribophagy. Gene Ontology annotation, molecular function: mRNA binding. Bases 137 to 1801 code for a protein of 554 amino acids. NCBI's taxonomy places the organism in Eukaryota, Fungi, Mucoromycota, Mucoromycetes, Mucorales, Radiomycetaceae. The record is from RefSeq and is a predicted model, not a curated record. The transcript is spliced from 4 exons.